This is a messenger RNA of Spodoptera frugiperda (fall armyworm), 1655 nucleotides long. RefSeq lists its product as uncharacterized. The coding region runs from base 158 to 571 and encodes 137 amino acids. The record is from RefSeq and is a predicted model, not a curated record. The transcript has 3 exons. Lineage: Eukaryota; Metazoa; Arthropoda; Insecta; Lepidoptera; Noctuidae.
GGUCGUUAAAGUAGCCAUUUUAUUUCUGUAUUUGAAUAUUUAAAAAAACAAUAAAAUAUUCUCUGUAUGUCAUUCUCGAGCUAUGGUGUGAAAGGAAAUCAUAUAUUUUUGUUAUUGAAGCAAGCAAAAUUGUAAUAAGUACCUACCUAUUGCAAAAAUGUUAAAAGGUUGCUGUUUAAUAUUAUUUUCAGUUUUGUCACUAACCAAUAAAGUACAUUCAGAAUUGAAAUUAACAAAAGUAGGCUCAGUCACAGAUUUAAAAGACGCAAUAGACAUAAUUAAGACUGUGCUUAAAAAUAAUAAGAAAACAGAAUCAAAUGACGAUGGUUUAAGGACAUUUAACUCUGGUGAAUGGAACUAUGAUUUCAGAGAAGUUAAUAAUGCUCAAAUACAAUUGAAUAUCAAACCUAUUGAUGAAGAGGAUCCGAAUAAAAAUCAGUUUAGAUAUAGACCCGGGUUUCCUACCAAACCUAAAACAGACAAUACAACGACAACUAGAAAAAUGACUGUACAACCAUACGCUACUGUCACCCAGCAAUUGGUGCAACACUUCUUAAGUUUUUUAAAAUAGACAGGAGUAGUUUACACCCGCUCUGCUCAGCUCCUAUUGAUCGUAGCGUGAAGUCAAAGUCAAAGUCAAAAUUAUUUAUUUCAAAUAGACCGAGAAGGCACUUUUGAACGUCAAAGCAAAUCAUCAUCAUCAUCAUCAGCCUAUAGCAGUCCACUGCUGGACAUAGGCCUCCCCAAUUGUUCAAUUCCAAAGCAAAUAUUACAAUAUUAAAAUAAAAAACAAAAUGUCUGUCUGUCGGUCGGUCCUCUAGUUGCUCUAUUUGAUCGUUCCAAAGUAUAGAUUCCUAUGGAGAAGAACGAGCAAGAUAUUUUAUAGCCUUCCUCAAUAAAUGGACUAUUGAACACAAAAAACACCAGUGGCGUUACAAGUGCGUUGCCGGCCUUUUGGUGGUUAGGAAUUUAAGGGUUGUUGGGGAAUCGGAGAUUGGGAAAAUUGGGAAGGGGGAUUUGGGCCUCAGGUAACCUCACUCACACAAAGAAACACAACGCAAGCAUUGUUUCACGUCGGUUUUCUGCUCGGCCGUGGUAUCACUCCUAAAAGAUUAUAUAAAUAGAAGUAUUAGUGUGUGUGUGUGUGUUGAAGUGUAUAUUAGUGUUAUUAACGAGUGCCAAUGUGUGAGUAUGUAAAAAUAAGGAAUUAAACACAUCAUAUUUUCAAAGGAAGUAUUUAUUUCUAUCAUACCUAUCUACAGCGUUUAAAGCAAAAAUACUUUUGAAAGCAAAUCUACAUACAAACAGUGCCGGCGUAAGGGCCACUGAUACCCCGGGCGAAAAUAUUGUGGCGCCCACUUGAGGGAAGCAAUAUCAAGUGUUAGUUUUUUGCUGAAAAAAUAGUCAAAGUCAAAAUCAUUUAUUUCAAAUAGACCAGGAAGGCACUUUUGAACGUCAAAGCAAGUAUAAUAAUAUUAAUAACGUCUGUCUGUCGGUCAGUCCUCUAGUUGCUCUAUUUGCUCGUUCCAAAGUGUUGAUUCCUAUGGAGAAGAACGAGCAAGAAACUCCAUAGGUUACUCUUUUUCAAUCAGAUUUACAAUACAAUUCUUGGUUAAAUUGUUUCGAUUACUUCAACUAUGUGAGAACAAUGUAAA